AUGCCGCUUGUGAGUCUGCUGCUCAUCGGCAUUGCCGCAUGGGGCAUUGGCUUCGGGCUGAUUUCCAGUCUCCGAGUGGUCGGCGUGGUCAUCGCAGUGGGCAUCUUCCUGUUCCUGAUUGCUUUAGUCGGGCUGAUUGGAGCCGUGAAGCACCAUCAGGUGUUGCUGUUUUUUUACAUGAUAAUCCUCUUGCUUGUAUUUAUUGUUCAACUUUCUGUGUCCUGUGCUUGUUUAACCCUGAACCAAGACCAACAGGGUCAGCUUCUGGAAGUUGGUUGGAAUAAUACAGCAAGUGCUCGAAAUGACAUCCAGAGAAAUUUAAACUGCUGCGGGUUCCGAAGUUAUAACCGAAAUGACACCUGUUUGGCUAACUGUGCUGAAAGUGGCCACCCCUGCUCACCGUGUGCUCCAAUAAUAGAAGAAUAUGCCGGGGAAGUUUUGCGAUUCGUUGGUGGCAUUGGGCUCUUCUUCAGUUUUACGGAGAUCUUGGGCGUUUGGCUGACCUACAGAUACAGGAACCAGAAAGAUCCCCGUGCUAAUCCUAGUGCAUUCCUUUGAUAAGAAAAGGAGAAUCAAUCAUUUUUUGAUCUUGUUCAAGUUCAGUAACUGUUAAGUUAAUUUGCCUGUUUAAUUGAAACCAUACCUGAAAACUACAUUAUUGACAAUGGGAUUAUAUUAUUUUGGCUCUUAGGUGACUCAUUUUUUUCCUUCCUUUUUCUGUUUCCAUUGCUGAAAGAAAAAAAAAAAAGGAACUUGUGGUCUCCUCUGACCCUCAGUGGUACCUGUAACCUCCUGAAUUCACAGUGUCUGCACUGUCCACUGUGGCCUUUCUUAGCAUUUGUACCUGCAGAAAAUCUUUGUAUAGCACUAUUAUGUUAAUCAUAUGUUGACUCUAAAUACCUAUUUCACUGGAAUAAUUUUCUUUAGCACUGUGCUGUGUAGAUAGAUCCUGCUGGAAAAAGAAUUGAAGUCUAUUAAACCCAGAAAGUUUGAAAUUCUAUUAUGUUAGAUUCCAUAAGGGAAAUCCAAAUUGCCUGGGGUUUUUUCUGGUCUCCUAGACAAAGUGUGUUGUGGUGAAAUUGGUUAGUAUGAAAGUGAUACUUUAGUUCUGGUAUCUUUUAUGAUUACACUAAUGUAGUGUAGAAAUAGCUGUGUCUUUUAGAAAAGUGUUGGCUUCAAGUUUGGUCUUUAACAAGUCAGUGCAACAAAGAAAAAUCUCAUGUGUAACAUUUACCUUCAGCCUUCAAAAUAGAUCAUGUUUGUGUAUUUCAGAAAGCAUAUAUGACCCUGAUUAUUCUUUUAUAAUAAUUUGAAGUCCAAAUGAUUGUAUUUUUAAACAUGUUACUAUUAAUAUAUGGGCCCAUGUAGCAAAAAGAUAUUUGAUUCUUAGAAAUGGUUAAAUAUCCUUUUUCAUGAAGUUUCUCAGUAUUGUAACAAUGAUUUGUCAAAUCUAAGCAUAUUUGAAUGUGACUGUCCACAAUUUGAAAUAGUGUUGUGUAUUAAGUUUAGCCAUUAAAGAGUAGAAACCUUU
Echinops telfairi (small Madagascar hedgehog) is the source of this 1531-nucleotide messenger RNA. It is a transcript of the gene TSPAN13, whose product is annotated as tetraspanin 13. NCBI's taxonomy places the organism in Eukaryota, Metazoa, Chordata, Mammalia, Afrosoricida, Tenrecidae. Bases 1 to 558 code for a protein of 185 amino acids. The transcript is spliced from 6 exons. The record is from RefSeq and is a predicted model, not a curated record. Gene Ontology annotation, cellular component: membrane.